AUGCCAAAAGGUAAAGAAAAAAAAGAAAACGAUAAAGACAGUUAUCUGCAAAAGUUUACCAUCGCCGUAUUUGGUGACUCUGGAGUAGGUAAGACCUCGUUGAUCAAUCGCCUUGUUGAUUUGAAAUUUACCCCAGAACACAUUCCCACGGUGGAGGACUUUCAUGUCAAGCAUUUGGCUUUUCAAAACAAGACAUGUGAGCUUCAAAUCAUCGACACCUCAGGGACGUAUGAGUUUCCAGCCAUGAGAAGGGUAGCCAUGGAUAAGGCGGACGCUUUAGUGUUAGUGUAUUCGCUGGAUCGGCAUGAUUCGUUUACAAAGCUUGAACGUUACAUGGAUGAAAUUCGCGCGAUUAAGUCCUCAACAAAAUGUUUCGAAAAGCCUGUUAUUGUAGUUUCAAACAAAUCUGACCUACCUAACAUGAGCGAACCAAGGUUUGUGGACAAACGAGGGCUCAAUGUUCAUGUCAGCCUGCACCUCCAGGUCAAAUAUGGAUGUUUCUGGGUAGAUACGUCCGCCAAAACAGGCGACAACGUGGAAGAUGCCUUUCACAAAGUUUUGGAUCACUUACUAAACAACUGUGACAAGAAACGGAAAAUAUCACAAACAAAUCGGCCAAAAAGGAUCAGUUCUUUGUUAUACGGCAGAAAGAAGAUAUCUCGAUAA
This is a messenger RNA of Porites evermanni, 666 nucleotides long. NCBI's taxonomy places the organism in Eukaryota, Metazoa, Cnidaria, Anthozoa, Scleractinia, Poritidae. The record is from the annotation of a GenBank genome assembly.